AUGCCGCCCCCACCAGCUCCGACACCACCUUCCACCAUGCCGCCUUCAGAACCACUAUCCCUACCACAGAAGCAACCAGAGACGUCAAAGCCAGAAGAUGAAGCAAGCGAGGCCAACGAACAGUUUUGGAUGGCUAUAGCCAUGAGUUAUCAGAAGGCUCUAUCCGCGGCUGUUUGCUCGGAUUGUAUGUCUACAGUACCGGGAAACCUAAAACUGGAGCGGGUAGGAUUUGAGGAUAUAGGAGUCUCGAAAUCACCAUCACGACGACCAAAACCCCAAGUACCGCCAAGUCCUAGCGGAUAA
Messenger RNA from Orbilia oligospora ATCC 24927, 303 nucleotides. RefSeq lists its product as uncharacterized. Bases 1 to 303 code for a protein of 100 amino acids. The transcript has a single exon. NCBI's taxonomy places the organism in Eukaryota, Fungi, Ascomycota, Orbiliomycetes, Orbiliales, Orbiliaceae. The record is from RefSeq and is a predicted model, not a curated record.